Pangasianodon hypophthalmus (striped catfish) is the source of this 3347-nucleotide messenger RNA. RefSeq names its product TLR4 interactor with leucine-rich repeats (gene tril). The transcript has a single exon. Gene Ontology annotation, cellular component: extracellular matrix. The coding region runs from base 223 to 2511 and encodes 762 amino acids. The record is from RefSeq and is a predicted model, not a curated record. Lineage: Eukaryota; Metazoa; Chordata; Actinopteri; Siluriformes; Pangasiidae. Gene Ontology annotation, molecular function: protein binding.
UCUGCACCAGAUGACCGCUUGUGGAAUUAGGGUCCGAACGAGGCUCCGACUCCGUCUCCUUUGUCUCCACGCACUGCAGCAUGAAACCGGAACUCCCUACCGGUUUGUAAAGCCAUGUGGACUUUCUGAUGUUUUGCUCGUGCUUUUCCGCUGAACGGUACCUGUGAAAUCCCGGGCCGGGGACAGAGUGAUGUCCAUAGUGCCGGUGAGUUGGCGGGGACCAUGGCGAAGCGCGCGCUCUCUCACCUCGCUCUGUGGAACGCGGGCGCGCUCUCGCUGCUGCUGCUGUGCGCUCGCGCCGCUUGCCCUGAGCUCUGCGAGUGUCCGCGCGCGCAACACGUCCUCUGCGCCAACCGCGGCUUGCACGCCGUUCCAGAGAGCAGCCGGUCCGUGCGCGUGCUCGGCCUCGCGGGCAACUUUAUCGGUAACGUGAGCGCGCUCGCUCUGGCACACUACGGCCACUUGACGCGGCUCGACCUGCAGUUCAACCAGAUCCGGCGCGUGCAUCCGAAAGCGUUCGAAAAGCUCGUGGAGCUUGAGGAGCUGUAUCUGGGACACAAUCUGAUUUCGACGCUGCACCCCGGGACCUUCGGGCCGUUACAGAAGCUCACCGUGCUGUACGGUAACGAUAAUGACAUCCGGGAUCUGACAGGAGACACAUUCGGGAGGCUGGAGCGUUUGGUCCGGUUGAGGCUGGAUAAGAAUGCCAUAGAGCGACUGAGCGAGUCCGUGUUUAAACACCUCUCCAGUCUGAUGUUCCUGCAGCUGGAAUCUAACCAGCUCCGUCACAUUCACCACAAAGCUUUUUCCACUCUGACCAAACUCCAGUUCCUCAACCUGUCGGACAAUAAGCAAACGCAGCUGCGCGCCACGGCCCUGUUCUCCCAGCUCAGGUCUUUAGUCACGCUGCUGCUCUCGGGAAACCAAAUCACGCACAUCGGCAGUCACGUGUUUCAGAACCUGAAAAAGCUCACCAAGCUGUCGCUGAGUAACAACCACAUUCUCAGGCUGGAGAACGACACGCUGAAGGGGCUCGCGCGCCUCCGGGAGCUUGCAAUCGACGGCAACGAGCUAACGGAGAUCCAGGCGGGUGUACUGGAGCCGCUCGCGCGCGUCGAACGGCUCGAUCUCAGCGACAACCGGAUCACGCGUAUCGAUCCCGCCGCGUUCACUCGCCUCGCCCGUCUCAGGGUGCUGGAUCUAAGCAACAACCGGCUCAGGAGGAUCUCCGGCGGCGCUUUCGCCUCAAACGCCGCGCUCCUCCAGCUGGACCUGAGCGGUAACGAGUGGAAAUGUGACUGUCGCUUGGAGAAGCUGAAGGAGUGGAUGGCGGAGACGCGCGCUCGUGGAAAGUUACUCACAGCGCUCGUGCGAUGCCAUCACCCGCCCACACUCGAGGGCAAAUAUCUGGACCAUGUGAACGACACGGAGCUGCUGGCGGACCGGACCGGAAGCGGGUACUGCAAACCGGAUGACGAGGCAGAAGUGAUGGAGGCUCGCGGAGCAGGAGCGCAGGAGCCGCCGGGUGUAACGGAGGAGAGGCUGAACAGAGGAGGAGGGAAGGAGGAGGACAUGGCGGCUGACGGAGGUCACAGGAACCCGACGAUGAAGAGGAAGAAGGAGGAGAAGCUCAGAACAAAACCUGCACCAAGUGCUUCUGCGAAAGCAAGCUCCUCCUCGGCUCUUCUGGGAACACGGACAACCAAAAUGUUCCCUUUAAUGCUGGAGAACGCGAGCAUGUGGGAGCUGAAUGAUGCAGUGCGGAACCCCGGCAGUCACAAGUCCGAGCCACAGAAACGCGUGGAGCAUUACGCAGCCAGACGUGUGGAGCUGACGGACGCGUGUCACUUCAACCGCCGCUACAUCGAGAACGUGAGCGUGCACAACGUGAGCUUCGACUCGAGCACGGUGUCGUGGAGCACACCUGAGGACACACACACUGUCCGGGGCCAAGCGCUGAUGUUCCGCGUCCUGUUCGACCGCUUUGGCCACUCCGCGCGUUUCCCGCGCUACGUUUACACUGACGGCUCAGCUCGAGCCGUGACGCUGCAGGAGCUCCGCCCAGACUCCACCUACAUCACCUGCGUGGAAAGCGUGGUGGGCGGGGCUUUGUGCCAGGUGGCUCCGCGAGAUCACUGUGCGGGUUUCGUCACCACGUCACCGUCAGCGGAAAGCGACGUCAAACUUCAGCACGUGACCGCGGCAGUGCUGGCGGCCAACGCACUGCUGAUCUUGUUGGUGGGCGGGGUCUGGCUGGGGCGCGUUCUAAAGAGGAGGAUCAAAACCCGCAAGUCGUCCACGCACACUCAUGUGCGUCACAUGUACUCCACGCGGAGGCCCUUCCGGUCUGCCAUGGCAACCACAUGCGUCUCCUCCGAGUUCAGCGGGUAUCAGAGCGGGCGCCCAUUGGCUGAGGAGGGAGAUCUUAUCCAGUUUCCGGUCGACCGUUUUUUUGACAGCAGCUGUACUCGCAGAGAUGAUGAUUCUGUAAUACCGAGGUUAUCCGACUAAAUCUGAGCUUCUCAUCUUCUCAUCUGCAGUGCCUAGUGCAGAUGUAAUGUGAAGGGGUGUGUGUGUGUGUGUGUGUGUGUGUGUGUGGUUAUACAGGGCAAAUAUUUCUGCUCAUGCGCCAGUAUCCAUGCGAGCAAGCAUUACCCAGACAAGGAUAAAACAUGUUCUUACUGUAAGAAAGUGGAAUUAUUACCUAACCUUGAGCUGUGAAUACAGACUUCACUUACAGCCUGCUGGUGUGGAAAAGGUUCACAUGUAUCCGGAUUCUUUCAGCUGUUUCUUUUACUUUCCAGCUCUUUCACACAGUAGUAAUGUUGCUACACAGUGGAUUACGGCUGUAAAUGGAGUUUCUUAAAGAUGUGUCUCAGUGACUCCAUCUCAGGAAAAGAGACACAGUUUGCUCAUUAAGUGCUGUCAUUACUCACACCUUCAUGUUUUAAAAUAAACAGGAGGAAAUAUACCAACAGUGAGCAAGUGUGUGUGUGUGUGUGUGUGUGUGUGUGUGUGAAUCUUUCUCAGGACUGAUAAUAAUGAAUACUAGGUAUUUACUGUUAGAAACUUACAGAUGAAUGAUACUGUAAAUAAUGCCUAAUAAGGGACACACUAUACCGGAUGUUCUGAGCAUGCAGAGGAUAAGCUUUGCCUUUAUAUAAAAUAUACACGUCUAUUUAUCUGUUUUUGUUUGUUUAUUAUUAGUGGUGUUGUCUUACACUAAACCAGAAUUUAGGUGCAAUAUCAAUGUUAUUUAGCAGUCAGAUUAUAUUAAACACUAAAAUGAAGUGCUAAAUGCAGACACAAGUACACGUAUAAGAAAAACAACAUAAAUGUAGCUCAAG